CCAGGGGCAGGGAUGGCCCCGGAAGCAGCCGAGGGCCAGCGUCCGGCUCUGGCCGCACUGUUGCUUUGCCCGCCCGGACGCCUGCGUGGAUGGUGAAGGGAGUGUGAUAAGCAUCCCCCAGGAGUGUGCUAGGGGGGACUGGCCCAGGUGGUGACGGCAGGGUCAGGCUUGGACGUGAGCAGGAGCCCCUCUGCUGAGAAGAGGUCCGCUGAUGCCAGCCACCAAGUCAUCUAGGACAUGAGUCAGCCGCCCAGGCCUGCAGGCUCUGGGUGCUCCCCUCGUGGUGGCACCCACCCUGCCUGUGACCAGAGUGACCAGGCGGGGCGGGAGUGGCCAUGUGUUGCCUGCAGCAACCACCACCUACUUCCAUCAGGGACACGGGGGUCAGCCCCACAAAGGGCCGAGGGAGUCCCAAGCUGUGCUGCGCAGGGUGUCUUGGAUGUUCGCGUGGCAGAGCGCUGGGGUAGCCCACGCGGUGCCGGGGGCAGCAGAAGCCGUCAGCCAGCCACCGCUGGCUCUGGAACCUCCCCUCCCUUUUCUGCUCGAAGCCUGAGUCCGUCCGUCCUCCCCCCGUGCCCCCGCUUCUCCAUGCCUGCCUGCCCUAGCAGGGAGCACUGGGCUAGGGCUGCCCCCAGGGCGGCCCCCCUUCUGUCCUCCUGCAGCUGCAGGCCAUUCUCUGCCCACUCAGAGGCGGUGUCCAAGUGCAGGUGGAAGGCAUGCUGUUGGCUCUCAUCUGUGCCUGGAGCCAGGCAUGCCUGGGGGCUCCUUGCCCAGGGUUGGAGGGGCAGGCCUAUCUGGGCAGCUGUGGUUCCCCCUGCACUUGGGCCCAAGCCCCUAGCCCUGGGAGGGCCAUGAGGCCCAGUUUGGGCGGGGAGGAUGGGUAGAGAUAGUGCGAGCCAAGUUGAGGGGCUUCCUGUGUUUAUCGGGAGCUAGCACAGGGCACCUGUGCCUGGGGUCCUGGCUCUCAGCCAAGAGACCCUCCUCACCUCUCCUCCCAGGCAACAGCCCUGACAAGGUGACUGUCCAGCACCUUCUGGAGGCGGAGCUGGAGACCUUCCACUGCACCUUCUCACCAGGCAGCUUCAUUCUGCCCCGGCUUGCUGCAGGGGGUGGGCGCUUACCUGAGCCACAGCCAGGAUAUAGCAGGCCCAUCCUGCUGCAGGGUGAUGAGGGUGAUGAGGGUGCGGCCAGCAGGGCAGUCGGGGGCCAGGUGGAGUGGGGUGGAGAGCAGCCAGGAUGACAGAUGGCUCUGGGCACAUCGCCACCUGGGAGCCGUCUCCCAGGAUGGAAUGGGCCUGGUGGCAGCGAGGCACAACAAAAACAUUUCACAAGGCCGUCCCCCCCGUCACCCUCACUGGGGCGUCUGACGAGGUGACCGAGGGCACUGUUCCUUCUCCAGAGGCCAGCCUGGAAAGGCCAUUGUUGGCAGAUGCUGUGGGGCACACAGCCUGCGUGGUGUGGGGGCACGGCGGCACAGCGUCGGCUUGACGCCCUGGACGCAGGCCCCCCGGGCCUCCCUCCCACAGAGGUCCUCUGGGGAGGAGCAGGUGGUCCGAGCAGUUGAAGCAGGCAGGGAUGGUGCCCAGCUCCAGUGAGUAGCCCGGUCCCCUCCACACGUGCGCAGGGCACACAGGUGACCCCAGGUUCCCAGCUGGUGGGUGCUGCCCCAGGGGCACAAAACCACCCUUCCCUUCUCACAAAGACGCAGUCCUGGGGCCGUCCAGAAAGCCAGGACAGCCAGUGCCGGGCUGCAGACGCGACAGCUGUCGGCAGCAGGGAAAGGGGCGUGUGCUCUCCAAGGGCUUGACUGGAGCCCAGGCUGCCUCCUUGCAGGAGAGACUCCGCGCGCCAGGGCUCACUCCUGCCGAGCCGCGCUCCAGCAGUCAAUACCCAGCCACCCUCCUCAAGGCAUCCGGGGCCGCAGCCUUCCUCUGCACACUUGUGUGGAGGGGGGCCUGGAGGUGGGCACUGGCCCCAUGCCCUGGCCAUGCAAGGGCAGCCAGGACAGCCCUGCCAUCCCCGCUGGGGCCUCAUCCACAUGCUCACCCACCUGGCUGAGGCCCUGCACCAGGCCCGGCUGCUGGCCAUCCUGGUCAUCCCACCGGCUGUCACCCCUGGGACCGACCAGCUGGGCAUGUUCACACACAAGGAGUUUGAGCAGCUGGCCCCCGUGCUGGACGGCCUCAGCCUCAUGACCUACGACUACCCCACAGCACAGCAGCCUGGCCCCAAUGCACCAUUGUCCUGGGUUCGAGCCUGCGUCCAGGUCCUGGACCCCAAGUCCAAGUGGCGCAGCAAGAUCCUCCUGGGCCUCAACCUCUACGGCAUGGACUAUGCAGCCUCCAGGGACGCACGUGAGCCUGUCAUCGGGGCCAGGUACAUCCAGAUGCUGAAGGACCACAGGCCCCGGAUCGUGUGGGACAGCCAGGCAGCAGAGCAUUUCUUCGAGUACAAGAAUCUGUGCAGGUGCGGCUGGAGCUGGCCCGGGAGCUGGGCGUCGGAGUGUCCAUGUGGGAGCUGGGCCAGGGCCUGGACUACUUCUACGACCUGCUCUAGGCCUGGCUGCGAGCGGAUGUGUGCUUUCCUGAGCGAUGGAGUGACCAGUUCACAUGUGAAAUACAGACUCUUCUCUGUUUCCAGUCCAGUUUCUGCUGCGGUCCUCGAGGUGGCUGAGGGGUCCUGGGAGCCAGGCCUCCUCACCAGUGAUGUGGGGUGGGGCCGUCCUGGCCAGGUUGCCCAGACGACGCAGGCCCCUCCCACCCAGCCCUCACUGCCACCAGGCCGGGUGGGGGCAGGACCGGGCUCUCUCCCCUCCCCUGUGGACCCCGGGGCUGUGCCGAGGGGCCUCGGCCUCUCCCUGCCCAUGCUGGCCCGGCCUGCCCAGCGAGGGGGUGGGGGCCGCUGUACGAAGCCCGACUCAGAGAAGCUGUUCCUGUCCCGCAAAGGAACCCUGCGAGCCCGUGGGUGCCAGUGGGCCGGGCGGUUGGGUUCUGCCCACAGGCGUAGCCAGGCUCCCGGGAUGAAACGUCAGGAGAGACCCUGGGACUGCCAGUAGCCAAAGACAGCUAGACCCCGCCCCCCAGGCCCUGGGCCAGAAGGGCUGCUGGCCCCUGCUCCCAGCCAUUGAGCUCCAUGGUCCUGCGGGCUGCGAGCAGCGGAGCCUCCUCGGUAAGCACGCCGGUCCGGGGCCUGGUGCUGUCCGCGGAGCCGGCCCCGACUCACUGCUCAGCUGCUGUGCGUGAGCCUGGGGCCCUGCCCAAAGCACUUGGGCUUCCACGCUGCAAGUCCUGGGGUGGAGGCCGUGCUCCCUGCUCUCCUGCUGUGGGACGUGAAGCAGGAAGGGCUCUGAGGGGCAGGGCCCGCCAGUGCCCUGUUGGAGUGGCCCCACGGAAGAACCCCGCUGUUGUGAGGGGGACAGGCCCUGCCAGCUACCCCCUCUCCCAAAGCCACAGACUUGCUCAUGGGGCUGGGGGGCAGGACGGCCUGCUGGCGUGGGUGAGGAGUCUGGGCCUGAACAGAAGGAGGGAGAGGGGGUGUGGGGGUGGAGCGGAGCCGUCGCAAGAAGUCCACGUGUGCAGCCACCGUGGACGCGUGUGUGCAUGCUCAGCACACGUGUGCACACGUGUUCGUGUGUAUGCCUGUCUGCUUGUGGGUUGGCACGUGGGGCCACAGCAUGGGGUUCGCCCGGCCCCACACCGGCCACCCUGGCAGUGGGCAGGAGCAGAGGGUGGAGCUGGAGGCACAGGCCGGCACGCCCCUUGUCCCAGCUUCAGAGGCCUGGGCAGGAAGGGAGCCAGGAGCCCUAGCACCAGGGCUGGGAUGCUGGGCUCUAGUGUGUCUGGAAGUCACAGUAUGGGUCAGUGUUAGAUGGGGAGCCGGGCAGGUGACAGACGCUGGGUGUGCAUGGGAAGGUGGGACCAGCAAAGGGGGUGGGGGCUGGGAGAGUGGUCCUGAGGUCUGACCCCCAGGGGCACCCACACUGAGAACGGUGAGCCUGGGAAGCAAGCAGAGGCAACAGGUGGGGGUCUGUACUGGAGGGCAGGGACCCUGGUGGACCGGGGCACAAAGGCCGCUCGAGGGCCAUGGGGGAGGUUGAGUCAGGGCUGGAGUCUGAGGGGUCACAUAGGAGGCUGUGGGCGGAAAGGGUCCCAGGUCUGCAAGCUGUUCCCAUGGGUCCAGCGAGAGCUUGCAUGUGGGGUACACAGGAGCAACCAGGCCUGGGGCAGGUCUGACUUUGGUCACAUGCUUGGAGAGAAACACGAAUGGGGGGCCCAGGUCCUCGCAGGCAGGCUCUGUGGACACUGGUAGGGGGUUACAUGGGACUGCUUUGCUGGGUGUGCGACCGUUCCUGCCGGUUUUCCAGUUUGCUGCUCGUAGGUGAGGAACAGUUUGGUCUGGGGGCGUUAAUCACGUGCCCUGAGAUCACUAAGGGCAGUGAUCUGGUAGUUUCCGUGGAGUGAGGACGGGAGGUGUCGGUGGGCUUGGGUGCACACUGGCAGUCUGGGUUGUGUCUGGGCCGUGGUCAGUGCUUGGCGGGGCAUCCCCAGGUGGGCCGGAGAGAGGGCAACACCUUGGGGCUGGCAGGAAGGAGGGCUGGAAACUGAGGUUGGGGGCUCGUGAGGCUCCUGGGAGGGGCCCAUCCUCCAGCCCGAAGCCCCAGACCCACGGCUUCCUCACCCCGUCAGCCCUAUCUCAGGAGACCCCGGUGCUUGCGCCCCAGAGGUAGCCGCUCCACUCCUGACAGCCCAUUUUAUCUGCAGAAUCCGUACAGAUGAACAGUUCGGGGGCCAAGUUCACGGGGGGCAGGCAACGCCCUGGGGCUGCAUGGAGGGCGUCGGAGGGCAGGGCCAUCCUGAGACGC
This is a messenger RNA of Mirounga angustirostris (Northern elephant seal), 4861 nucleotides long. It is a transcript of the gene CHID1, whose product is annotated as chitinase domain containing 1. Bases 1988 to 3055 code for a protein of 355 amino acids. The transcript has 6 exons. Gene Ontology annotation, cellular component: endomembrane system. Gene Ontology annotation, molecular function: oligosaccharide binding; chitin binding. Gene Ontology annotation, biological process: carbohydrate metabolic process. The record is from RefSeq and is a predicted model, not a curated record. NCBI's taxonomy places the organism in Eukaryota, Metazoa, Chordata, Mammalia, Carnivora, Phocidae.